This is a messenger RNA of Gopherus evgoodei (Goodes thornscrub tortoise), 2259 nucleotides long. It is a transcript of the gene SPRYD7, whose product is annotated as SPRY domain containing 7. The record is from RefSeq and is a predicted model, not a curated record. NCBI's taxonomy places the organism in Eukaryota, Metazoa, Chordata, Testudines, Testudinidae. The coding region runs from base 177 to 674 and encodes 165 amino acids. The transcript is spliced from 5 exons. Gene Ontology annotation, molecular function: protein binding.
GGGCUUGGCCCGUCUCCCCAGCUCCGGGGCGGGGUUGUACUUAGCCCUCGCGCCAUUAUCGCCAGGCUGCCCUCGCCCCUCUGCCUCGCACCGCAGGGUCAGCGAGUAGCAAGUGUCACCGCCUGCUGCAGUUUGACACAACGGCACCUUUAGCCGGGGUUUCUUUGUGGUGUGAGAUGGGGGUGAAUGGAACAGAUGUCGUCAUUGUCAAAAAUGGCAGAAGAAUAUGUGGCACGGGGGGUUGCCUAGCCAAUGCACCUUUGCAUCAGAACAAGAGCUAUUUUGAGUUUAAAAUCCAAUCUACAGGGGUUUGGGGUAUUGGAGUUGCAACCCAGAAAGCAAAUUUGAAUCAAAUUCCACUUGGUCGAGAUGUGCAUAGUUUAGUGCUGAGAAAUGAUGGAGCUCUCUACCACAACAACGAGGAGAAGAACAGGCUGCCAGCAAACAGCCUUCCACAGGAGGGUGACAUUGUGGGUAUUACAUAUGACCAUGUAGAAUUAAAUGUAUAUUUAAAUGGAAAGAAUAUGCAUUGUCCAGCUUCAGGAAUCAGAGGGACUGUCUAUCCUGUAGUAUAUGUUGAUGACAGUGCCAUCUUGGAUUGUCAGUUCAGCGAAUUUUAUCACACUCCUCCAACAGGGUUUGAAAAAAUACUCUUUGAACAGCAAAUCUUCUGAACGUCUUCAUACUGAAAACUUGCACCCCUACGCUGUUACAAAGCCUUUGCCAUCUUAAAUAAAGCUUCACAUUUACCUGUAGGAAACACGUGUAUUUUUUAGUAAAGUACUUGUGACUGUUGUCUGAAGAACCAAAAUGUUAACUGCAACACCAGAAAAUUGUGUUACAAAUGGUAGAUUUUGACAACUGUUUUGUGAUGUGAAAAUCAGUGUUUUGGGGCAGUUUUUUCUGAUUUGUAUUUGAUGUAAAUGGAAACUAAAGGGUAUAAUUGCCACAGUAUUAAAUGAACUUUUGUUUUCAAUUUGAGCUUUAUAAAGGAAAUAGUUCAUAUACGUGAUAGUAUGUUUCCGUAAAGUUACAGGGGUAGAUAGUUCUCAUUGUGAUUUUUCCUAUUCCUUCCCACUCAGAAGUUAUGUACCUUAUAAAAAGAGAGCACUGUGCUAAUAGUCUGUUUGGAUUGCAGUGUUGUUGUUCUGCACAAUGACUAAUGAUACGAUUGGCAGCUAGAUUUUGUUUUUUCUUUUGAAACAUGUACCCUACCAAUUUCUAGUUGUUAAACAGCUAAUAUUCCUAUUGAGUUUAUAUAAAUCUCAUAGCUUUUCAUUUGCUUUAAGUGUGACAGAAUACUUGUUAGUAACAGUCAAAGUAUUAUUUUGUUGUAUGUAAAAAAAGCAAACCCAAACACCAGAUGUAUUUAUAAAGCUCAUUAAGCAGUGUUACUCUGGUGGCAGAAUCGGUACAGAUUGUUUAACUGUGAUAUUAAUGGCAGGGAAGGUAUGUUGGAUAUUACGAUGAAUCUUUAUGUCUAAACUGUAAAUCAGAUUAUUCUUUAUGGAAGAUUUUAUUUAAAUUUUUUUUCUGGAUCCAGUAAUAAAAUGAAUAAUGAUUAACAUGCUAUUCUGAAACGUGAUUCCGAUAACUAUAAAAGAUCAGGUGAUUCUUUUCUUGUCAUGUAUGCAGUCUGCUUUCUAGUCAUAUUUUUUUGCAAAGAAAACCUUUUUGUAUAACCUGAUGUGUUUUUAAGAACUUCUAGUACGAUUUUUUUUGGCUGUCCAUGGACUAACGCAUUUAUAUGAUGAGUGACUGCUGUGAUGCCUUUAAAUUUUUGAGGUUCUUUUAUUCUGAACUUUUCAAAUACAGUUGAUUUUCUCUGAGCCUUUCACUUCCUAAUUUUCUGUAUUUGUUUAAAGACGUCUUCUUGGCCUCAUAGGCCUAGCUUUUUCUUUACCAUGCUGCAGUCUCCCAAUGCUGAAAUUGACACAGCAGCAGAUGAUGCCAUAAUGCAGAGCUCCUAUCUUUAGCAUGAUGCUUCUUCUAUAGUAUAGUAUAAGAUUAGGAAUAUUUGGGAAGUGGGAUGAGAAUGGAGAGGGUUAAUUCUCCUCCCCGAAGCUUGCAAUAUUAGCCACUGUUGGAGGCAAGUUCCAGGCUAUGUGGAACGUUCUUUUGGGGCAUGACUAUGUCCUUGUGCCAUAUAUGAGCUGAGACAAAUCAUGAUGAUUUUGUAAUCAAAUUUGUGAACUCUUGAAAUUAGAAAUAAAUCUGGGGAGGGGAGUGUGUCCAAUUUCCCCUCUUGUUGCUUCUUGA